Molecule: messenger RNA, 897 nt
Organism: Radiomyces spectabilis
Lineage: Eukaryota; Fungi; Mucoromycota; Mucoromycetes; Mucorales; Radiomycetaceae
Product: mitochondrial carrier domain-containing protein
Exons: 3
Coding region: 1-897 (298 amino acids)
Biological process (GO): succinate transmembrane transport; mitochondrial transport; oxaloacetate transport
Cellular component (GO): mitochondrial membrane
Molecular function (GO): succinate transmembrane transporter activity; malate transmembrane transporter activity; sulfate transmembrane transporter activity
Source: RefSeq, a predicted model, not a curated record
AUGACCAGUGUGGCAAGGUCAACGCCUUUUUAUUUUGGUGGGGCGGCUUCGUGUGUGGCUACUUGUGUCGUACAUCCUUUUGAUCUUGCCAAAGUCCGCCUUCAAACCACUAAAGGAAUCCACCGAGCGUCGAUGCUGGCGACCAUGAUAGCCAUUGGAAAGAAUGAGGGAUUGAUUCGUUUGUAUGCUGGUCUGUCAGCUAGUCUGUUACGUCAAGCGACGUAUUCUACCGUUCGAUUUGGUGCUUAUGACAAGUUGAAGCAAAUGGUGCAAUCGAAAACGGAACAUCCCACCGUGUGGCACUUGUUGGCGUGCUCCACUACUGCAGGAGCCAUGGGCGGUGCAUGCGGGAACCCAGGCGACAUUGUCAAUGUACGAAUGCAAAACGACGGUCAACUGCCGCCUCAUCAACGUCGACAUUACAAGCAUGCUUUGGACGGUAUCAUACGUAUGAGCAAAGAAGAAGGCAUUUCUUCUCUCUUCCGCGGUAUCGGUCCUAAUAUCAGCCGUGCUAUUCUCGUCACUUCCUCCCAAUGUGUUUCUUACGAUAUCUUUAAAAACUUUUUCUUAACCCAAACCUUCAUAUCCGACGGUCUGGGCCUUCACUUUCUUUCCAGCGUCAUGGCAGGUUUUGUUGCAACCACCGUGUGCUCUCCUGUGGAUGUCAUCAAAACACGAAUCAUGUCUUCCAGUGCAGCUGAUCGCAAAUUGUCCUCACUGAAUAUCAUGGCGCAGAUGUACAAAGCUGAAGGUCUCCGGGCCUUUUUCAAAGGUUGGACGCCGGCCUUUAUCCGUCUCGGCCCUCAAACCACCAUCACCUUCGUUGUCAUGGAACGCUUCAAAGCAUGGCACGCUGCAUGGAUCGACGGCAAAACUGCCGUCAUUAAUGUAUCAUAA